Molecule: messenger RNA, 2271 nt
Organism: Paramecium octaurelia
Lineage: Eukaryota; Ciliophora; Oligohymenophorea; Peniculida; Parameciidae
Source: the annotation of a GenBank genome assembly
AUGCUUCAAUAAUCAUAACUAAUCCAUCAUUCAAUAAUUAAAUAUGAUGAUGAUGAUGUACCAUUGAUGUUUGAAGUCUUGCCUUUUGAGGGAAAAGGAGAUUACACUUUUGAGGAGUUCCAAUAACUAUAAGAGCGGAUAGUAUCACAUUAAUAGAUGAUGGAAAAUUUCAAAGUAAAUACUUGGGAAACUAUGCAUUAUUAUGAAACAGUUACUGUUGAUAAGUGUAAAUCAGCAUUCUUGGAUAAUAAUGAGGAGUACCAAGGUAUGAUAACCAUGAUUGAGAUGUUUAAUGCAGAAGUAACAGUUUUCAGUUCAUCAGGUCUUAAAUGCCUAGCAAAGGAAUGCUAGAAUACGUAAUGGAAUGUGGAGAUUAUAGUUUUUUCGUUCUUUAGCCAGUAUAAUAAGAGAGAUAUCAUUCUUCACGCGUAAUAGAGAGUUGCAAGCAAAAUUCAUAACAAGGUGUUACAAUUGGGCUUUGGAAACAAUAACCAAAGUGGAUUAUUAAAGUCGUAAACUCGACAGUGAUUCUGGACCUACUAGACCACCAACAGGAUAGACUAAGAGACCAUUUAGUAGUGUAACUUAAGCCAAGAGACCAUAAAGUGCUCUUACUAUUAAAAGCAUGAGGCCAUAAUCUGGAUAUCCAACUACAGUGAUAGACGGAUAUGCCGAAACAACUAUUGAAUAAACUCAUCCAGAUAGACCUGAUUCUGGAGUUACUGGUAUUAUUCGAAUUGAUUAAAUGGUAUUCAAUUAUUUGAAAUAUUUUAAAGAAAGAAUCUCAAUAUAGUAAAGGAACUUUGCUGCCAGGAGAUAUUAUCUCAGAUUAAUUGCAUGAUUAUCAAAAUGGAUUUAGAACAAAGCAUGAUUCAAUGCCUCCUCCUGAUCAACGUUUGAGUAAUUACAAAAGAAGAAUCAUCCAGAAUUUUUAAGCCCCAAGACCUUAAAGUGCUGUGGAUACUUCAGGUAAAAUUAAAAUGAAAUCAACAUUUCCAAAACCAAUAAAGUCUGCUAAACCUGCAGCUAUAGUAGAAGAUGUAGAUGAAGAAGUAAUUUAAGGGGAUUUAGUAGAUAAUAAUGAUGAGGCUUUAUUAAAUGAGGAAGAUUUGGCUGCUAGAUAAGCUGAGAAUGAGGCUAAAUUAAUCAUUUAAUAAGAGGAAGCUAAGAAGAAAGAAAGAACACUAGAACCUUAGAUUAAAGUGUUUGUGGAUGAUGAAUAAGUAGAGAAUAAUUAGAAACCCAGAAACUUAAAUUUUGAAACCAGAGAUGGUUUUUAAUAGUAUUAAAAUUCAAAUCAACCUGAUGAAUUGAGUGUUUAGAAUAAAUAUCAGAAACUCAGAAAUAAAGAAGCAUAGUAAAAAAGAGAGGAUGAAGAAUUAGUUGCUAUGAUGCAUUAAUGGUCUUCCAAUAAAGCUAGGAUUGAAAGGGAAAUGAAUAGGAGGAUAGAGAGUGCUACUUAUGGAAAUAGAUUCAGAGAGUUAGAAAUGAAGGAGAGGCAAAAUAAGGAGAAGGAUUACAAGGAACUCAAUAAAGUAAUUUCUAUAUAUAUUAAUUGUUCAGAUCCAAAAAAAUCAUUAAUUGAGUUUGACCAAGAACAAAUCAAAAUGGGAAGAUGAUUUAAGUGAUCUAUCAGAUGAAGAAGAGGAGAUUAUAUAAAAUAAUAUAGAAAUUGAUGGAUAAACAGGAUUGAUUGAUGAUGAUGGAUAAAGACGAUAACAAAAGAAAAUUAGACCUUAAACUUGUUAACCUAGAAAUUUAAAUGAAAAGUUACCUAGUUAUUAGAAAGAACCAAAAUUUAUGAAUAAUACUGAUUAUAGAGGACUUGAAUCCAAUAUAUCAAAGCAUAAUAUCAACAAAAUAAAGAAGUUACAUGGAAACAUUAUUGGAUUAUAAGAAGAAGAUGAAGCUAAUCGUCUUAUGCCCGAGCAAAGUAUGUCAAUCUAUGGAAAAAAUCAAACUUUAACCCAAAAGUAAAAACGACCUUUGUCUGCUAUAUUAGCUGCUCAGCCUUUGGAUUAAGUUCGCUAUGAUUAAUUAAAAGUAUAUAAAAUAUUGAAAAAUUAGGAAAUUGAAGAAAUAAAAUUAAGAUUGGCUAAAAAAGGAGUUGCUGUUCCAGUUUAAAAAUUAGUUAAUGCUUUGUUGAUACCGGAUCCAAUAAAUCUCAAGGAUCCAGAAGGCAAUUCAUUACCACCACCUGGAUUUGGAAUGAAAGUUGAUCCUUUUGCUAAAAAAAAAAAAUCAAAAAAAAAGAAGAAAAGUAAGAGAUGA